CCGACCCCUAUUCUCUUUCUAUUCCCCUUUCUGUAUAGACCAAAUCGACCCGAGUCUCCGUCGCCAGAGGACAGAAGAUGGAGAUCCAGGAGGUGGUUGUACUCUUUGAUAGAGAUGAAGAGGGAGCUUCUUGUCCAGUACGUAAGGAAGAACACGCUGUGGCCGCCGCCACAUUUUGGAAGAAAGCAGAGAAGAAGGUUGCAGAGGACGCCGCUUGCUGGUCCAAGCAGCGCCGCCUUGCCGGCUCCGCUGGCGGAUCGAAGGCCCGCCAAGACGCCGUCCCCGGUGGCGGCUUCACGAAGCGCCGCCGUGCCGUUGGUCGCAGUUCGAGCAAGCGCCACGACGCUGUCGCCGCAAGCGGAUCGAGGAAGCGCGAAGACACCGUCGCCGCUGGCGGGUCGAGGAAGCGCCGUCAUGCCUCCUCCGCUGCCGGAUCGAUAAAUCGCGAAGACGCCAUCGCUGUUGGUGGGUCCUGGAAGCGUCGCCAUGCCGUCUCUGCGGGCGGAUCUGUGAUUGUGGGUCCUGGAAGUGUCACUUUUCCUGUUGUAUAACUAUAUUUGUGAU
Molecule: messenger RNA, 564 nt
Organism: Lolium perenne
Lineage: Eukaryota; Viridiplantae; Streptophyta; Magnoliopsida; Poales; Poaceae
Source: RefSeq, a predicted model, not a curated record